Messenger RNA from Laccaria bicolor S238N-H82, 2028 nucleotides. RefSeq lists its product as uncharacterized. NCBI's taxonomy places the organism in Eukaryota, Fungi, Basidiomycota, Agaricomycetes, Agaricales, Hydnangiaceae. The record is from RefSeq and is a predicted model, not a curated record. Bases 1 to 2028 code for a protein of 675 amino acids. The transcript is spliced from 21 exons. Gene Ontology annotation, molecular function: hydrolase activity.
AUGCGUAGGCUCCUCCAAGCUGCUCUGUCCGUGUCGACAGGAUUGGCGGCGUCCAUACAGCCUUCCACCUUCACAGCGCCCGGUGCUUUCCCCACCUCAGCGUUUACUAGGUACUACAAUGAUCCAACGGCCACCUCAGCUCAGCCCCAGCCAGUCAUUUCUGACCCAGUUACCCAUGAGGUUUAUGCUUUCAAUUUAACGGACCCAAACCAUAUCCCGCAGAACGAUACCAUUGACCCCCACCCUUUGCCUCCCGUCGCGUCGUCUUCCCAGAUUCUUAACAUCGCGAUCGCCCAACUUCAAUCCAUCCCAGCCAACCCCGUCUUCACAAACAACACAUGUGCAUCAUGCCAGGCUUCUUUAGAAGUUGCAAAGUUUCUUUCUCUCACCGCUCCUGAACAUGGCCCUGAGUUCUUUGCUCACUUUUGUAACACCUUCAAACUUUCCAGUACUUGUAACGUCACGUACAGCCUCUCUGGAAUUGGAUCCGUCAUUACGCAAGUCAUUGCAAACGCAGACGUCGGAGGGUAUGAUGGACAGGCCAUCUGUCACAACUUCGUUAGCGCGUGCCCGCAACCCCCUCUUGCGCCACUCAAUUUGGCUAACUGGUUCGCAAAGCCGAAGCCCAACCCCCCCCCAGCUCCGAAGCAACGCAGUGGAAAGAGGGUUCCUGUGUUACACCUGUCCGAUUUUCACAUUGACCCACGCUACGCCACUGGCGCAGAGGCGAACUGUUCCUCAGGACUGUGUUGCCGACAAAACGGAUUCAACACGCAGAGUCUCAAUUCCCCUCUGUCUCCUGCGCCGCGUUUCGGAGCCUAUCGCUGCGAUACACCUGAGGCUCUUGCUUUAGCUGCUAUUGAAGCCAUCCCAGCUUUAAGUGGUACCAAAGAGACAGGAUUUGCGUGGUCUAUUUAUACUGGCGAUCUAGUCUCUCACGAUCCUGAUAACCAACUCUCCAGACGCUAUGUUGAAUAUACUGAGACGCUCCUGUACGAUCUUUUCAAGCGCAUGCUUGGAUCAGGACCAGUGUAUGCUGCCCUCGGAAACCACGACAGCUACAACCAGGCACAGGAUGCCCCUCAUGCCAUCGGGGGAGAACUCGCCGAGCAAUACAGUUGGAACUACGACCAUGUUGCUGGACUCUGGCAGUACGAAAAUUGGCUCCCAGAGGACGCGGUAGCGCUCGCGAAGGCCCAUUACGCGGGAUAUAUGGUAAAGCGUUCAGACGGGCUUCGCGUCAUUACGCUCAACACGGACAUGUGGCAACGUAGAGCCAAUUAUUUCAACUACAUUAACAUGACAAACCCCGAUAACUCUGGAAUGCUUCGGUUCUUGACGGACGAGUUACAGGCUGCAGAAGAUGCUGGUGAUCGAGUUUGGAUUGUGGGACACGUUCUUAGUGGAUGGGAUGGGACAAACCCUUUGGCGAAUCCCACGAAUCUCUUUUAUCAAAUCGUCGAUCGAUACUCCCCUCAUGUCAUAGCCAACAUUUUCUUUGGACACACGCACGAAGAUCAGAUAUCGAUUUUUUAUGCGAAUAACGCUACGACAAUAUCCGCAGAUACAGCAUUGGCCGUCUCUUGGAUGGGGCCGUCUAUUACUCCGUUGACUAAUCUGAACUCAGGUUUCCGUGUUUAUGAAGUAGAUUCCGCAACAUUCGAAGUCAUGGACGCACACACGUGGAGCAGCGACGUAAACUCAUUCCAUAGCCUUGAUUCUCAAAUCCAAUUCGGUCCGACGUACGCAUACGAGUACAACACACGUAAUGCGUAUGGUGGGAACAUCACUGGAUGGACGAAUGAUGACCCACUGAAUGCCACAUGGUGGCAUCGCGUCACGGAAGCAAUGGAGUCUGACUCAACCUUGGUUUCGACAUUCAAUACUUUCCAGGGCAAGAGCUCUGUUCGCACUCCUCCCUGCGUUGGUGAUUGCGCAGCGGCCAAAAUCUGCUAUAUGCGCAGCGGCUCCGUCCCUAUUGCGCAAGCAAAUUGCAAGACGGGCUUUGGGUCGGUGCAAUCAGGAUGA